AUGUCGUUUAUUCAGCGGGCAGUGAAGGUGCCACCGAACUCGGCGUCUCUGGAUGAAGCCAGGCACCGAGUCUUCGACUUCUUUAGGGCCGCCUGCAGAUCCAUCCCCACCAUCAUGGACAUCUACAACCUCGACGACGUCGUUGCGCCCUCUCACCUCCGCUCCGCCGUCGCCUCCGAGAUCCGCAAGAACGCCUCCGUCACUAACCCUAAGGUCAUCGAUAUGCUGCUCUUCAAGGCAAUGGAAGAGUUGAAUAACAUCACCGAGCAUGCAAAGCAGCGACACCACAUCAUUGGCCAGUACGUGGUUGGUCACCAAGGGCUUGUGCAGGAUUUGGGCACCAAAGAUCAGGGGGCCUCUGCUUUUCUCAAAGAUUUUUAUAAGAGCAAUUAUUUUUGAAUCUCCGCUGUUCCCUGGAUUGUGCUGCCGUGGGACUUUGGUUUCGAGGCUGUUAAAUAAAGGUGUACUUGACAAUUUUUUUGCAUCUUUCUGUUGGAUAUAGAUUGUUAAGGUCAUGGGUCAUACCUCAAUUGCUGUUGUUUAAGAAGUCAUUAAUGUUUUGACAAAUGAAGAAACAAGAUACAGUUAUGUCAUUGGAUGAGCAUUGUAGCUUAUUGUUCUGUUGUUUAUUUUUUAUGCUGUGAGGUUCUUUUGAGAGC
Molecule: messenger RNA, 659 nt
Organism: Pyrus x bretschneideri (Chinese white pear)
Lineage: Eukaryota; Viridiplantae; Streptophyta; Magnoliopsida; Rosales; Rosaceae
Product: NADH dehydrogenase [ubiquinone] 1 alpha subcomplex subunit 6
Exons: 2
Coding region: 1-399 (132 amino acids)
Biological process (GO): response to oxidative stress
Source: RefSeq, a predicted model, not a curated record